UAUGCGAGUAGUUGGCACGCGCUGCUGCCGGCGACUGGUCGCGUUCGCGCAGUGUCGACACCUCGUUAUCUUUUGAUUUGAUAAAUGUUAUCGUUAAAAUCUGCGAUGCUACAGUAUUGCUGUGUCAGUCUUUGUCUCGAACUGCUCAGUGUAUAAGGUUUAAGAACUGUUACAAUGAAUUUCACGGAGUCCACCACCGAGUUCUUCCCGACUAUUGGGCCGGAGGACGAGAGUGGCGUGCGAGGAUGGCUCACCGCUCUUAUCAUGCAGAAAGCGGCGGUGCAGGGGAGUUUUCUUCAGGGAUUCAUCGCUUCCAUAUCAGUGGUGAUAGUAUCAGAACUCGGUGACAAGACGUUCUUCAUAGCGGCCAUCAUGGCAAUGAAGCAUCCUAGGUUCAUAGUGUUCACCGGAGCUAUAUCUGCCCUAGUGUUUAUGACGAUACUCUCGGCAGCCUUCGGUUGGGUGGCUACGGUCAUACCGAGAGUGUACACGCACUAUAUUAGCGCAGCGCUCUUCGCGAUAUUCGGUAUAAAAAUGCUAAGAGAUGGAUGGAAAAUGGACCCCAACGAGGGACAGGAGGAAUUAGAGGAGGUUCAGAGCGAACUGAAGAGGAGAGAAGAUCAGGAGGAGAAGGAGGAAACUCUGGACAUGCUAGAGCAGGGUCAAGCGGAGAACAGGCGGAGGAGACGGAAUGCGGUAAUCAAGGUGCUGCUGCAGGCCGCGUCCCUAACCUUCCUAGCGGAGUGGGGGGACAGGUCGCAGGUGGCCACGGUGGUGCUGGCGACGAGGGAGAACGCGUACGGCGUCGUGGUGGGGGGUUCCCUGGGACACGCGCUGUGCACCGGCCUCGCCGUCAUUGGCGGGCGGAUGGUGGCGCAGAAAAUAUCUGUCAGAACUGUGACAAUAAUCGGUGGUAUAGUGUUUCUGUUCUUCGCGGUGAGCGCGCUGGUCAUCGGGCCCGGCAACUAGGCUAGUUUAGAACAAUUCUGUACAUAGUUGUGUGUAAGUGACAAACUUGUGAGUUUUAUACAUUUUCCACUGGAAGUUCAUGAGACGUACUCGGUGAGACGUUGUUGAUUGAUAUUAUGUAGAAAUUUUGUAAGUGCGUGACUAGUGGAGGAUUUUUUAAAGGUGAUUGCACAUUUAUCAGCAUGCACGCGCCGAACGCGCCGCAUUUUAGAAUUCGUUGUAUGAAAAUAUGAUAUGAAACCUCACACAUUCGUCCGCACAGUACGCGCGGCCCUGUUAGGACAAAACGGUGUAACCUGUAAACACGUCAACUUGCAAAAUAUGAGUUAACUUUUAGCUCAAAGCACGUCUUAGGGGACAGCGAAAUGUAAUAUGGAAUAUUUUAGUCGAAAACUUGUCCUGAAUUUUGUGGGUCCAGUCAAUACAAAGCUGACAUCAAGUCACGGAUAUAGAUCAAGAUAGAUACCGCAUGUGUAUGUACUUCGCGUGCCAUCUC
Aricia agestis (brown argus) is the source of this 1465-nucleotide messenger RNA. Its product is annotated as transmembrane protein 165. The record is from RefSeq and is a predicted model, not a curated record. Gene Ontology annotation, molecular function: calcium ion transmembrane transporter activity; manganese ion transmembrane transporter activity. Gene Ontology annotation, biological process: calcium ion transmembrane transport; manganese ion transmembrane transport; Golgi calcium ion homeostasis. Lineage: Eukaryota; Metazoa; Arthropoda; Insecta; Lepidoptera; Lycaenidae. The coding region runs from base 175 to 969 and encodes 264 amino acids. The transcript has 4 exons. Gene Ontology annotation, cellular component: Golgi apparatus.